This is a messenger RNA of Columba livia (rock pigeon), 14958 nucleotides long. RefSeq names its product ankyrin 2 (gene ANK2). Gene Ontology annotation, cellular component: cytoplasm. The record is from RefSeq and is a predicted model, not a curated record. Bases 767 to 12871 code for a protein of 4034 amino acids. Lineage: Eukaryota; Metazoa; Chordata; Aves; Columbiformes; Columbidae. Gene Ontology annotation, biological process: signal transduction. The transcript is spliced from 52 exons. Gene Ontology annotation, molecular function: protein binding.
CAGGCGGCUCUCCAUGCUGUAGCAGGGCAGGCGCUGCCUGCAGGUGAGCAGGCUGAGGCUGGGCUCUCUGAGCCCGGCAGCUUUUGCUCCUGGUUUCUUAUUGACUGACUCGGCAAUAAGGGAAGAUCGCCGCGGGAGAAGAGCAGGAAAGCAUAUGCUGGGCUCCAGUGCAGACAGUCGCCUCAGCAGCAAGUCAGUAAGUCAGACUGCACCAUUUUCUUCUCACCCUGCAUAAAGGCAAUGUGAGAAGCUGAAGAGAGCUGCCCCCUCCCCCACCUGGUGGUGAUGCUGAAGUGGAGCCUUCCUCCCAGUCAGAAGACACAGCCCAUCUGGAGGAAUCCCCAAAGACCUUUCCGAUUUGGUGAUGUGUGUUUAAAGGUCGAUUUUUCUUUUUUAUUUUUUUUUUCCCUUCCUUUUUUUUCCUACCAGCUAAGUCUGAAGCUUGUCUUCACUUGCAGUCACAGCCAAGCUGAAGAGGUUUCAGCCUGCUAGCAGAUAUUUGCCGGCUGCUCUCUGGUUGUUGUGUGUGUGGCUGCGAGCACUUUCGUGCAUUGCGUGUGUGGACGUGGCUCUCAUGCUUCUGAGUUAUGGGUGCUGCAGAGGCUGGGGCAAAGCUGUGACCUUUUCUGGAGUGCCGGACAAGGAAGAGUGGAUUACGCCGUGAAGUUCUGGCUUGCAGCCAGUGCCCUUGCAGGAAAAAUAAAUCACCUGGAUAUCUGCGUGCGGUGAAAACGGCUUCCUUGGAGCUGGUGUUUUUCUCUCCAAAAUGGCUCAUGCAGCAGCUUCCAUUAAAAAAGUUCGAGAGUCUGAACUCGAAGAGCGGGAGAGAAACCUCGAGAAGGAAAGGAAAAGGCAGCGGAAAAUCUCUAGGGCAGAUCGGAAACGCAAGUCUGACAGCAAUGCAAGCUUUCUCCGAGCUGCCAGAGCUGGGAAUCUGGACAAAGUAGUGGAAUAUCUGAAAAGUGGAAUAGACAUUAACACAUGUAAUCAGAAUGGACUCAAUGCUCUGCACCUGGCGGCUAAAGAAGGCCAUGUGGGACUGGUACAAGAAUUAUUGGAAAGGGGGUCAGCUGUGGAUUCUGCCACUAAGAAAGGGAAUACAGCCCUGCACAUCGCAUCCUUAGCAGGACAAGCUGAAGUUGUCAAAGUUCUCGUCAAGGAAGGAGCCAAUAUUAAUGCACAAUCUCAGAAUGGCUUUACUCCCUUAUAUAUGGCAGCUCAAGAGAACCACAUUGAAGUGGUGAAAUAUCUCCUGGAGAAUGGAGCCAACCAGAGCACAGCUACUGAGGAUGGGUUCACUCCUCUAGCUGUCGCCCUGCAACAAGGACACAACCAGGCGGUGGCCAUCCUCCUGGAGAAUGACACCAAGGGGAAAGUGAGAUUACCCGCUCUGCAUAUUGCCGCUAGAAAAGACGACACCAAAUCAGCAGCGCUCCUACUGCAGAACGACCAUAACGCUGACGUGCAGUCCAAGAUGAUGGUGAAUAGGACGACUGAGAGUGGCUUUACACCUUUGCAUAUAGCCGCGCACUAUGGAAAUGUCAAUGUGGCAACGCUUCUGCUCAACCGAGGAGCUGCGGUCGAUUUCACAGCAAGGAAUGGAAUCACCCCACUGCAUGUGGCUUCCAAAAGGGGAAACACAAACAUGGUGAAGCUCUUGUUGGAUCGUGGAGGGCAGAUCGAUGCCAAAACCAGGGAUGGACUUACCCCUCUCCACUGUGCUGCAAGAAGUGGACAUGACCAAGUUGUGGAGCUGCUUCUGGAACGAGGUGCCCCACUGCUUGCAAGGACCAAGAACGGGCUCUCUCCACUUCACAUGGCAGCCCAGGGGGACCACGUGGAAUGCGUCAAACACCUACUGCAGCACAAAGCUCCCGUGGACGACGUCACGCUGGAUUACCUGACCGCCCUCCACGUGGCAGCCCACUGCGGUCACUACCGUGUCACCAAACUCCUUCUGGACAAGAGAGCAAAUCCCAAUGCUCGUGCCCUGAAUGGUUUUACUCCACUGCACAUUGCCUGCAAGAAAAAUCGCAUCAAAGUCAUGGAACUCCUGGUGAAAUAUGGGGCUUCAAUCCAGGCUAUAACAGAGUCGGGCCUCACACCAAUACACGUGGCUGCAUUUAUGGGCCACUUGAACAUAGUCCUCCUUCUGCUGCAGAACGGAGCCUCUCCCGAUGUCACUAACAUUCGUGGAGAAACUGCGCUGCACAUGGCGGCACGUGCUGGGCAGGUGGAAGUAGUUCGCUGCCUCCUGAGAAACGGGGCCCUGGUUGAUGCCCGAGCCAGGGAAGAACAGACUCCACUGCACAUUGCUUCUCGCUUGGGUAAAACGGAGAUCGUCCAGCUUCUGCUACAGCACAUGGCCCACCCCGAUGCCGCAACAACAAAUGGAUACACCCCGCUGCACAUCUCUGCCAGAGAGGGACAGGUUGAUGUUGCAUCUGUUCUCCUAGAGGCAGGUGCCUCGCACUCCAUGUCCACCAAAAAGGGAUUCACACCUCUGCAUGUGGCGGCCAAAUAUGGGAGCCUGGAAGUGGCGAAACUCCUGCUGCAGCGCCGUGCCUCUCCCGAUUCAGCUGGCAAGAACGGCCUCACCCCCCUGCACGUGGCCGCACACUACGACAACCAGAAGGUGGCGCUGCUGCUGCUGGAGAAGGGCGCCUCGCCCCACGCGACCGCCAAGAAUGGAUACACCCCUCUGCAUAUUGCUGCCAAGAAGAAUCAAAUGCAGAUAGCUACCACUCUGUUGAACUAUGGGGCUGAGACAAACAUUUUGACCAAGCAGGGAGUCACCCCACUUCAUCUGGCCUCCCAAGAAGGUCACACUGACAUGGUGACCUUGCUUUUGGAGAAAGGAGCCAAUAUCCACGUGGCAACAAAGACUGGACUGACAUCCUUACACCUUGCAGCUCAAGAGGAUAAAGUGAAUGUAGCUGAAAUACUGACCAAACAUGGUGCAAACCAAGAUGCUCAGACAAAGCUUGGUUAUACACCUUUAAUUGUUGCGUGUCACUAUGGAAACAUCAAAAUGGUGAAUUUUCUUCUCAAGCAGGGAGCAAAUGUCAAUGCUAAAACAAAGAAUGGGUACACACCUCUCCACCAAGCUGCUCAGCAAGGCCACACUCACAUCAUUAACGUUCUUCUCCAACAUGGAGCCAAGCCCAACGCCAUCACCACUAAUGGGAACACUGCCUUAGCUAUCGCGAGGCGCCUGGGAUACAUCUCAGUGGUCGAUACGCUGAAGGUUGUAACGGAGGAGAUUACUACUACCACAACUACUGUAACAGAGAAGCACAAGCUAAAUGUGCCUGAGACGAUGACUGAGGUCCUGGAUGUUUCAGAUGAAGAAGCCUUUAAACACUCUGAUGAUGAGCGCUUCAGUGAUGGUGAAGCCUAUAGUGGCACAGGUGCUGUUAGCAGAAGCUCAUGGAGUGAUGACACAAUGACAGGAGAUGGAGGAGAGUACCUUAGGCCAGAAGACCUCAAAGAACUAGGAGAUGACUCUUUACCAAGCAGCCAGUUCUUGGAUGGUAUGAACUACUUAAGGUACAGCUUGGAAGGAGGACGAUCUGACAGCCUGCGAUCCUUCAGUUCAGACAGGUCCCACACUUUGAGCCAUGCCUCCUACCUGAGGGACAGUGCCAUGAUUGACGACACGGUUGUAAUCCCCAGCCAGCAGGUAACAACUCUGGCCAAAGAAGCUGAAAGGAAUUCGUGUCGAUUAAGCUGGGGCCCUGAAAACUUGGACAAUGUGGCUCUUUCUUCCAGCCCUAUUCACUCAGGCUGCAUGGCUGCAAAAAAGGAGGCUGGAUCCUUGCUAACAAGAUGCUCUUCUCCAUGUCUUGAUCAUGACAACAGCAGCUUCCUGGUUAGUUUUAUGGUGGAUGCCCGCGGGGGUGCCAUGAGAGGCUGCAGGCACAACGGACUCCGGAUCAUCAUCCCUCCGCGGAAAUGCACGGCUCCAACUCGGGUGACUUGCCGGUUGGUGAAACGCCACAGGUUGGCCACCAUGCCUCCCAUGGUGGAAGGCGAAGGUCUGGCCAGCCGCCUCAUCGAAGUUGGACCUUCUGGUGCUCAGUUUCUUGGUAAACUUCAUCUGCCUACGGCUCCUCCCCCACUUAAUGAGGGAGAAAGCUUGGUCAGCCGAAUCCUUCAGCUGGGGCCUCCUGGGACCAAAUUCCUUGGGCCUGUGAUUGUGGAGAUUCCCCAUUUUGCUGCUCUGCGUGGGAAAGAGAGGGAGCUGGUGAUCCUGCGCAGUGAGAAUGGGGACAGCUGGAAGGAGCAUUUCUGUGAAUACACUGAGGAUGAACUGAAUGAAAUCCUGAAUGGGAUGGAUGAAGUACUUGACGCUCCAGAGGAGCUGGAGAAGAAACGUAUCUGCCGCAUCAUCACCCGAGAUUUCCCUCAGUACUUUGCAGUGGUGUCCCGCAUCAAACAGGACAGCAACCUUAUCGGCCCCGAGGGAGGGGUGCUCAGCAGCACUGUUGUUCCACAAGUGCAGGCGGUCUUCCCAGAAGGGGCUCUAACCAAACGAAUUCGUGUUGGCCUCCAGGCUCAACCUAUGCAUACUGAACUGAUAAAGAAGAUUUUAGGCAACAAGGCUACCUUCAGUCCUAUAGUCACACUGGAGCCCAGGAGAAGGAAGUUCCAUAAACCCAUCACGAUGACGAUUCCUGUCCCCAAGGCCUCCAGUGAUGGGAUCAUGAAUGGUUAUGGAGGCGACACACCCACUUUAAGAUUACUAUGCAGCAUAACAGGAGGCACCACCCCUGCCCAAUGGGAAGACAUCACUGGAACAACCCCGCUGACAUUCGUUAAUGAAUGUGUUUCCUUCACAACAAACGUGUCUGCCAGAUUUUGGUUGAUAGACUGUCGACAGACACAAGAAUCUGUUACUUUUGCUUCCCAAGUGUACAGAGAGAUUAUCUGUGUCCCCUACAUGGCCAAAUUUGUCGUGUUUGCCAAAUCACAUGAUCCCAUUGAAGCACGGUUAAGAUGUUUUUGCAUGACAGAUGACAAGGUGGAUAAAACUCUAGAACAACAAGAAAACUUUUCUGAAGUUGCCAGAAGCAGAGAUGUAGAGGUAUUAGAAGGAAAACCCAUCUAUGUUGACUGCUUUGGCAAUUUGGUGCCACUAACAAAGAGUGGGCAACACCAUAUAUUCAGUUUUUUUGCCUUCAAAGAAAACAGACUUCCUCUGUUUGUUAAGGUGCGAGAUACCACUCAAGAACCCUGUGGACGAUUAUCAUUCAUGAAGGAGCCAAAAUCUACAAGAGGCCUCGUUCAUCAAGCCAUAUGUAAUUUAAACAUCACUUUACCUGUUUACACAAAGGAAUCAGAAUCAGAUCAAGAACAAGAAGAAGAGGUUGAUAUGACUUCAGAAAAAAAUGACGAGACAGAGUCUACAGAAACAUCUAUCCUGAAAAGCCAUCUGGUUAAUGAAGUCCCUGUGCUAGCCAGUCCAGACCUGUUGUCUGAAGUUUCUGAGAUGAAACAAGAUUUGAUCAAAAUGACUGCCAUCUUGACAACUGACCCUUCUGAUAAAUCAGGCUCCAUUAAAGUGAAAGAUCUUGGUAAACCCACUGAAGAAGAGCCAGGAGAGCCUUUUGAAAUAGUUGAAAGAGUGAAAGAAGACUUAGAAAAAGUAAAUGAAAUUCUAAGAGGUGGUUCCUACACCAGAGAAGAACAUGUUUUGCAGAAGUCCCUUUCCAGACAAGAAUUUGUAGAGGAAGAAUGGGUCAUUGUCAGUGAUGAUGAAAUUGAAGAGGCCAGAAGAAAUGCUCCUUUAGAAGUCACUGAACCUACCUGUGUAGAAGUCAGGGUAGACGAAGGGACAACAAAAAUGGAGAAGCCAGACAUGACAGGAGCGGUAGAUUACCUUACAGAGGAUUUAAAAACAUAUGUCUCUCUUCAUGAGGUACAGCCACAAGGCUUACAAGAAGACUUAGUAGAAGAAAGAUUUGAAGCUGUAGUAAUAAGCAGGGAUUCUGAAAAAGAAGGACAAAAAUCAACAACUGAAACAAGUCCACAGGAGGAACACAAGCCAGCCUUAGAAUUGAAAAAGCCGGUCAGGACAAAAUUAAGAGACAAGCCAAAACAAAAGGAAGGCAAGAUGCACAUCAGUGAAGAAAAACCAAGACUAACAAAGCCCACUUCAGAUGUGUCACUAGGUGGAGAACCUGGCUUAACACCAACAGCUGCUCCUGAGGCUAAAGCUGUAUCCCCUGUUAUAGAGGAAACUCCUAUUGGCUCAAUAAAAGAUAAAGUUAAAGCUCUUCAGAAACGAGUAGAAGAUGAACAAAAAAUACGGUCAAAACUACCUGUCAGAGUUCAAACAAGAGAAGGCACUGCGGAAAAGGCUUCUAAAAAGCCAGUACAAGUCAAAAAACCAGUAGCACACAAAGCACAACCACCUGUUUCACCUUCUUCUAAGACAGAAAGACUUGAAGAGACCAUGUCAGUUCGUGAACUGAUGAAAGCCUUCCAGUCAGGUCAAGACCCAUCCAAGAAUAUAUCUGGACUGUUCGAGCACAAAUCUGUCAAACAGAAGCAACAGCCCCCUGAGAAGGAAACAACCCGGAGAAAAACCAUUACUUCACAAAGUGAAACAAGGCAAGUAUCAAGCCACAAGACAGACAAACAGAAGGACAAACAAAGCACGAUAUUAAAAGCAGAGAAAGAGCCACAAUCAAAAAAAGGAAAGAUGCAAAUUUCUGCUGUCAAAAUUACCAAAAAAACUGUGGGUAAAGACCAGGUAAAGGAACAGAGUAGCAAAAAACCAGCUGAACCUCUUCCUCCAGUAUUUGAUGAUGAAAGAGCCAAAGAUAAAGCAGUUGUGAAGGGCAGGACUUCUGAUGACCAAGUUGAUACUGACUUCCAAAUCAGCCCUGACAGAAAAACCUCAACAGACUUUUCAGAUGUAAUCAAAGAAGAACUGGAGGAUAAUGACAAAUAUCAACAGUUCCGACACCUUUCAGUGACAGAGGAGGGAGAGCUUAACCUGGAGCAAGUACUGACUAGUCCUUUCAGUGUUGCUUUCCCCACAGAGUACGUGAAAGACGGAUUCCUUCCUGCUCUUUCUCUGCAGAGUGCUGCUUUUGAGGGGAGCUCAGAGAGCCUUAAACACGAAGGUGUGGCUGAUUCUCCAGGUAGCCUACUUGACGGAACCCCUCAGAUCAGCUCUGAGGACAGUUAUAAGCACGAGGGUCUGGCAGAGACUCCAGAAACAAGCCCUGAAAGCCUUUCGUUCUCACCGAAGAAAACCGAUGUGCAAAUUGAUGAAGCUAAAGGAGCAGCUAAAGCACACACAACAGCAGAAACACAUUCUCGGAAGGAACUGUCUCCAAAGGAAGAUAAAAAAGGUAUUACUGAAAAACAGCUAGAUGCUGUUUCUGAGACUAGCACGUCUCGUUCUGAGCAUGUGUCAGAAGAGCUUGUACCUACAGCCUCUGAAGAAGAGGCUGAUAAACCUAAAGAAAGUAGUUCAGCUUCCAUUAUGAAAGAUAUUAGCAGGGAUAAAGAAUGCAAAACCACUGCACAUUUAACUAAGUCUUCUGAAACACAUGACACAGCUUUAGAGAAAGAAAAAGAUAUAACCUGUGAACGCCGUGUUGUCGUUAAAAGUCCCCAGAAAUUGGAACUUUCACUUGCUAGCCAUGAUAGUGAAAGCUUUAGCCCAGUUGCAGAUGACUCUUUGGCUAUAAGUCAUAAAGACUCACUGGAAGCAAGCCCAGUGCUAGAAGAUAACUCAUCACACAAAACGCCUGAUUCUUUGGAGCCCAGUCCUAUGAAAGAGUCUCCCUGCCGCGAUUCUCUUGAAAGUAGCCCUGUAGAACAAACAGUGAAGGCUGGUAUUUUGGGGCAGGGUCCUCUUCAGCCCGUUCUUAGCAAAGGAGAAACCUACCCAGAGCUGGCAUCGGUGCGUUCCAGGAUUCUCCGUGACCCUGAGGGAAGUGCUGAUGAUGACAGUCUAGAGCAAACAUCCCUCAUGGAGAGUUCAGGGAAAAGUCCUCUUUCACCUGAAACUCCUAGUUCUGAAGAAAUUAGCUAUGAAAUUACACCUAAGACAGCAGACUCACAGGCACUGUCAAACAUACCAAAGUCGGCCAUGAUCCCUGAAGUCAGUGAAGAAGCAGAGGAUGAUUCAGAAGGUGAACCAAAGAAGAGGUUUACCCCAGAAGAGGAGAUGUUUAAAAUGGUGACCAAAAUUAAAACAUUUGAUGAAUUAGAACAAGAAGCAAAGCAGAAAAGAGACUACAAAAAGGAUUGUAAGCAAGAUGAAUCUUCUGUAGAUGCUGAUUCAGAAGCUGCAUGUGAAGCUGAAGAAUCAGAGUCAACAGCUGUAAAAGAAACAGAUAUACCUACAGUGGUGACACCUGCUGCUGAAUCUAGAAAAAGUUCUUCCUCUUCAGAAAGCGAGCCGGAAUUGACUCAGCUGAAAAAAGAAGCCGACUCAGGCCUCUUAAUGGAGCCUGUGAUCCGAGUGCAGCCACCCUCACCAUUACCAUCCAGUAUCGACUCCAGUUCUAGCCCUGAUGAAGGUUUUCAACCCAUUGAUUCAAAACAGUGCUCUUCCAGGGUAGGUGCAGUUAAAGCAGAACAGGAUGAGCCAACAGAAGAUGACAAAAAGGAACCAUGUACCCUUAGGGGCAGCUGUGAGGCUUCCACAAGAGAAUUAGGCACUUGUCAUUCUGAUGGUUGUGUAUCAGCAGAAACCGGUGAAUCAAAAUGUGACAGUACAGAUGACAGUGAGACACUUAGUCCCAAUGCCCCAGUGACACAAUUUGGUGGUACUCUGUAUCAUUCCAUUGGUGACAGUUCUCAAAAAGAAGUUCAUGCUGAGUCUUCACAAACUCUACCACAAUGUGAUACUACUGAAAAAGAUGUCAAAACCACUGCACUGUUACCACACACAGAUCUCAUUGCUACAGGAGCUGUGUCUGACGAAGUAGGUGAUCGUUCUUGUGGACACGGUACCACUGAGUACUGUGUACCACAAGAUUGCAAACUGGCUGAAGAUGAUACCACUGACUGUUCUGCUUUGGGAAAAGCAGCUACAGGUUUUGAAACAUCCCAAAGAGGUAUUUGUGCAGAGGAACCCUUAACAGAGUAUUCAUCCCUUACCACUGAAACAGUGGAACUUGAAAGUUGUGUAGCAGAUGCUGCUGAAAGUAGUGCUCCUUACAUAGUAAGCCCUUAUGAAAAUGUGUCCUCUGAACAUUUCUUUACUGACUCUGAAAGUAAUGUAGGAGCUGGCAGAAGUCCACUAUCUGGGGAAGACUAUUCUGUUGAAGAAGGAAGAGGUCAGACUAGUGAAGCUUUACUUAGCAGAGACCCAGGUAGUGAAUAUCACUCUUCAGAGGAAGUAGAUAAGGAAACAGAGCCAAAACCAGAGGAUGCAUUUCAGAAAACGUCACAAGGGUCUUCAGCAUCAGAUUCCACAAAAUUUGCUGAAUCUGCCUUUGAGGUUGUAAGAGAUGAAACAGAGAAAUUGAUCAGUCAAGUUGUCAUCACUAAAACUGAUGUGGAUUCUGAUAUGUGGAGUGAAAUACGUGAAGAUGAUGAAGCUUUUGAAGCUCGGGUGAAAGAGGAGGAACAAAAGAUAUUUGGGUUGAUGGUAGACAGGCGAUCACAAGGUACAACACCUGAUACAACACCAGCCAGAACACCCACUGAAGAAGGGACGCCACUUAGUGAACAAAAUCCUUUUCUUUUCCAGGAAGGAAAGUUGUUUGAAAUGACUAGAAGUGGAGCCAUUGAUAUGACCAAAAGGAACUAUCCAGAUGAAAGUUUUCACUUCUUCCAAAUGGGGCAGCAGCCUCAGGAAGAAGUUUCUUUGUCUGAAGAAAUGAAAGAAGCAGCAGAGGUGGUAUCUUCUGAGCUGAAAAGCUCACCAGAUCCAUUUUCACCUUCAGAAUUGGAGGACUCAGAUAUACAAGAAAAAGAAACAUUGAAAUACUCACCCCCAGCAUCUGAGCCUAGUGAUAAAUCAGAAGAAGUGACAGUCGAAGGUGUCAGCAUAGGCACGAUGAAAGCAGAUCUUAAAUCCAGAAUUCCAAUUAAAAUGGGUAUUUCAGCUUCUUCAAAAUCACCAAAGAAAGAAACUGCUGCCUCUGAAGCUGAGCCCUUCUGCAGAACAGAGACUGACACGGUCGAUAGCAGUCAGGUGCCUUGCCCUAUCUCUCCUGAGCAGUCUGUAGUAGAAGAUGAAUUAGAUUUUUCCAAAGUCACUAGAUUUGUUUCUUCUGAACGGGGUGAUGAGUCCCCAGACUCUUCACCAGAAGAACAGAGGUCUGUGAUUGAAAUCCCUACUGCUCUAAUGGAGACAGUGCCUUCUUGUGAAAGCAAAUCCAAAAUUCCUGUCCGAACAGCUGCUGCUGCAUUGCAGUCAUUGCAACAAUGGGAAAACGAGAGUCUUCCUACAGACGGCUUCCUAGACAGUUCGCAGUUUGAAGGAAAAGACGACCAAGCAAAACCAAAGUCUAAAAUUCCCGUCAAAACAGCUUCGCAAAAAGCUGAACAACAAUACACACACACAGACACAUCUGUCCGCAAGCUAGAGUCACCCAAAGCUCUCGAUAUGACCAGCAAACUACCUAUGAAACAAGAUAACCGAAGUAAAUCUGAAUCUGAUAGCAGCAUUCCCAUGGACCCAAAGACUAAACGUUCAAUCAAAGCUAGGAGUUACGCAGAGGCAGAAGCAGAGACCAGGGAGAGGGAGAGAGAGAUGAAGCUUGAGCUAGACUCAGAUGAGGCAACAACAGCAAGACCCAAGGUAUUUUCAUCACGGUUACCAGUUAAAAGCAGAAGCACUACAGCCUCCCGCAGUGCUUACAGUCCCACAAAAGAAAGUAAGGAUCAUUUUUUUGACCUUUACAAAAACUCCAUAGAAUUCUUUGAAGAAAUUAGUGAUGAAGCUUCUAAAUUAGUGGAAAGACUCACGCAGUCAGAGAGAGAACAAGAAUUAGUUUCAGAUGAUGAAAGCAGUAGCGCCCUAGAAGUUUCAGUAAUUGAAAAUGUGCCAUCCAGUGAGACCCAGCAGUCAGUUCCUGAAGACAUCUUUGACACCAGACCCAUUUGGGAUGAGUCUGUAGAGACUCAGAUUGAACGUAUCCCUGAUGAAAAUGUCCAUGACCAUACUGAAGAUCAACAGGAUGAUCAGGAAAGGACAGAGGAAAGGCUGGCCCAUAUUGCUGAUCAUCUUGGAUUCAGCUGGACAGAGCUUGCAAGAGAACUGGAUUUCACAGAAGAGCAAAUUCACCAGAUCCGAAUUGAAAAUCCUAAUUCACUUCAAGACCAGAGCCAUGCACUUCUCAAAUACUGGCUUGAAAGGGAUGGGAAACAUGCAACAGAUACAAACCUUACCCAAUGUCUUACAAAAAUCAACCGAAUGGAUAUUGUUCACCUAAUGGAGACCAGCGGCAUAGACUCCAUGCAGGUCCACGGCACUCGCACGUACGCAGAAAUUGAACAAACAAUAGGACUGGACCACAGUGAAGGGUUUUCUGCACUGCCAGAAGAACUGUACAGUUCAAGACAUAAGCAAGAAGAACACCACAGAAUAUCUAAAGACAGUGACCCAACUGAACACCCUCCUAUUGUCUCUGAGGAAGACGUGUCUGUCAGUUAUUCUCCUUUUCAGGACAGUACUCCCAGGAGCGAGGCAGAACUCUCAAUGCCUGAGCUCCUGAGACAAGCACAUAAGGAACAAGUAGAAGCUGAAUUCUCAGGGAAACCCCAAGAUGUGCCAGAAAAAACAUCUGCUCCACAACAUCAAUAUUUUGUCACAACUCCGGGAACAGAGCAGUCCACAGCACCAGUAACUGGAAAAGCAGCAAGCGAAAAAUCUGCGCACUUCCAUGUGGCAAAGGAAGAGAAAGAAAAACCAUCCCCACAGCCCCCAUCAUCUGCUCAGAGAAGUGACUCUCCCAUCAUCCAAGAGCCUGAGGACCCCCAGCUCCACCAGGAUGACCUCUCUCCAAAGAGAACUAGUCUAGUGAUAGUGGAGUCAACUGAUGAGCAGACAGAAAAGUUUGGAAGAGGCUAUGAAGAGGAAUCCAUAGAAAAGGAAGUAGCAGAGGAGUUAGGUGGGCUGGAGACCAGCUCGGAGGACGAGGAGAUGGUAACCACCAGGGUCAUUCGUCGCCGGGUGAUUAUUCAGGCUGAUAGUAUGCCUGAAAUGCCACCAGAAACAGUCACAGAAGAGCAAUAUACAGAUGAACAUGGCCACACAGUGGUAAAGAAGGUCACUAGAAAGAUCAUCCGGCGCUAUGUUUCUCCAGAUGGCACAGAAAAAGAGGAAAUCCUAAUGCAAGGAGCACCACAAACACCUGUCACAGUCGAAGAGGGAGAUGGCUACUCCAAAGUUGUAAAACGGGUUGUGCUGAAGAGCGAGAGUGAACAGUCCGAGGUGACCUUGUCUGAACCCGCUGUUGUGCCCAGUGCCUCCAAAUUCCAGUCUGAACCAGUGGAAGGCCGGAAGGUCAGCAAAGUCAUCAAGACCACUGUAGUGCAAGGAGAGAGAACGGAGAAACAUCUGGGGGAUGCUAGCUUAGCUACUGAUCUUCCGUCAGCCAAAGAGGACUUUGAAGAGGCUUUGAGCUAUACAGGUAACAAAAUCAAAGUCCAACUUCCCACCUUAGUAGAGAAAGAAAUAAUGAAAGAGGACGGAUCAAUUAUUAAAAGGACAACGCUGAGUAAAGCCAACACACAGAAGAGGACUGUGAUGAAGGAUCGGUAUGGGAAACACGUUCACAUAGAAGAGGUGGAAGACACACCAGAAGCGCUACCACAGGAUGACCUCCAACACGACCUCCAGCAGCUUCUUAGACACUUCUGCAAAGAGGACUGGGAACAGGAGGCAAAGUGAGAAGCUGCUACCCCUCGACAUCACCACAUAACCAUCCAUCCAGUAUGCAGCAUUCAUCUUGUCUAGGUGUAGACAUUAUUACCUACAUAAUCACUGGAAGACACUGCCAUUUCUACUUGUGCAGAUGCAGUGAAUUCAUGUCUUCCCCCCCUAUCUGAUUUUGGGUUUUUGUUAUUUUUUUUACCCUGUAAGCUAAUUUGUGACCAAAGAUAGCAUCCUUCAUUCAGGAUGAUUUAUCCACCGAAUCGUCGUCUUUGUGCUGUACUGGGAAUUUGUCAGCAUCGCCACUUCUUGCCCUUCCUUUGCUUCUGCACUAGCUUCAUGAAAUCACGUUUGUCAAGCCAACUUCAUCUACAGGCCUCUUCAAGUGACUAUGUAUAUGCAUCAUAAGAAAAGGGAGUUAACAUGUAAACUGUAUAUAGUAAGAGUAUUUGGACUUACAAGACUGCAGAAAACACACUGCCUAUGACUACAAUUAGCUUCAUGGAUUACAAGGUCUAUUGACACUGCUGAACAGUGAUUAAUAAAAUAAUGUUAACACAAUCAACUGCAAACACAGACUGACUGAGGAGGAAGCACUGCAGAUCUACUGCAUCCUUAAGACUUCCAGUUUAGGGAUCUAUUAUAGUUAAAGGCUCUAAGAGUCAGGCUAAAAACCUGGAAAUUCAGCUGUUCUCAUAGAGUAGUAGCUGACAGUGGCCAUUAAUACUUCUAAGACCUUUGGACAGCCACUUAAAGAUUUCCAGAAAAACAAAAUAAAAUAAAAGAAUACCCAAUUAGGUAACCAACUUGCUAGCAGCUAUAUCUAUGGCACAUUUGCAUACGGUAUUAAAAUCUUUUAGAUCUGGACAUGUGGCAGGGUGUAUUAAACAAUUAUAACUACGGUAGUUUCCUGUUUUCAUCACCGCUUAGCAAACCACACUGUCUAAUUGGUGGUACUUCCCGCUGGCCACUGCACUGUAGAUAACUAUGAAGAAAGACUUACCCACUAUACAAGGAGAAUAAUUAAUUCACCGUGUUUUAUCAAGAUUGCCUCUUAUCUGAUACAUGCAUGUGGCAUUUGAAGGUCAAAACCAAACCCUCCUAUAAUCAUGUCAGCUUGUUAGCCCUCUUAGCACUGAGCGAGCAGUUUUUAUCUUCCAAUCAAGUGUUUUCUAAAGAGAAACUGCUCACAAUCCUUGAAAAGCCAGUUUCUGUUAAUAUUUUGUUAUCUAUAUAUAAUAUAUAUAUUUCUAAACCAACCCUCUGAAAACCACGAUAGCAUGUCUGCACUUUUAUUUUCAAAAAAGGGAACACAGAAUCUGACAUUUUGGGUGUUCUAUACCUCAAUAUUUAAUGGAGGGAGCUCUGAAGUGUUUUAGCCUAUAAUACACACACAAACACACUAAAUGUUUUUAAACAGCUAUUUGAGUUUUUUAAUAGUAUGCUUGAAACCAGAGUAAAACAAAUCCUCUCCUCUAGGAGUAAUACUUUUUCCAAGCUUAUCUGGCCUUCUAUGAUUAAAGGUUUGGUUUUCUUUUCUUUUUAAUGACUCACUCAGUGCUCAGAACAAGGGCACUUCCUCAUUAAGGUAACGAUGCCAAAAGCAUGAAAACAUCUUGGGAGUUCUGGCUUCCUGCAGGAAAACAACCCCAGGUGCCAUGCUAACACUUUUUGGGCAGCAGAAAAAGUGUUUUGGUAGCCAAAACCAAUGAGAUCCGUGAUGAAACAUUUCACAACACGUCACGGUUUAUUGUCAGAGACAGCACAGGUUGAUCUUCAAGAAUGGGGCUCUAAAGAAAUGCAUUUCUGUUGUGUUAUUUGCGGUGCAGAUGAUGUUCUGUGUAACAACAUAAUGGUUAUUCACCUCUUAUUUUGAUUUUUUGCUGUGUUAUCAAAGAACUUGAAUACUGUGAGAAGAAGUGAAUUUUAAGUUGACGAAUCAGCAUCUUGUUCCCAUGGUGAUAACACUAAUUGAAUAUAUCUAUGAGGGCAUGUAUUAGUUAAAAAUUAAAAAAAAAAAUACAACACUAACAAUACAUAGCUGCAAUGUGUACAAUGGCUGAUUUAACUAAAUAAAAAUGUACAAGUGUUAAAUGUAGAAAUAA